Molecule: messenger RNA, 1521 nt
Organism: Penicillium salamii
Lineage: Eukaryota; Fungi; Ascomycota; Eurotiomycetes; Eurotiales; Aspergillaceae
Source: the annotation of a GenBank genome assembly
AUGGCCUCGAUGGCUGCCAUCGACGAGAAACCCCCCGCGGAGCACCGCAUUGAGGAUGUGGCGGGUAAAUCUGCCAGCGAGAUCGAGGAUGAAUUCACCCCGGAAGAAAAGAAGAAGAUUAUUCGACGUAUCGAUUUGCGUUUGGUUACAAUGACAGGAUUGGCAUACUGCAUUUCGCUCAUGGACCGCACCAAUCUGAGCAUGGCUGCUGUUGCAGGCUUGAAACAAGAACUGAGCCUGGAAGUCGGGGAGCGCUAUUCCAUUAUUGUUUUGAUGUUUUUCGUGCCCUAUAUCCUGUUCCAACCGCCGAUGACGAUUAUUAUUCGCAAACUUGGACCCACAAUGUUCUUGUCGUCGAUUAUCAUUUGUUGGGCGGCGAUUAUGAUUGGAAUGGGUUUCGUCAAGGAUUGGGGCCAGCUGGUGGUCACUCGCGUCCUCCUGGGUUUGUUGGAGGCAGGAUAUUUCCCUGGCUGCGUCUAUCUGCUCUCAUGCUGGUACACUCGAUUCGAUGUUCAGAAACGCUUUUCGAUUUUCUACCUCAUCGGCUGCGUCGCCUCUGCGUUGGCGGGUAUUCUAGCAUUUGGUUUGAUGCAAUUGAAUGGCAAACAUGGGCUGUCAGGCUGGAGAUGGAUCUUCAUCUUGGAAGGAGUCAUCACCGGAUUCAUUGGAAUUCUCUGUUUCUUCUUCCUCGUCGACUUCCCCGACCGUGCACACAAGUCGCGGGGUUUCCUCAACGAGCGGGAAUGCCAGUUCAUCAUCCGCCGGAUCAACGAGGAUCGCAAUGACGGUGACAUGGAAGCAUUCUCCCUGAAGAAGUUCCUAAAGCCCGGCCUCGAUCCUAAAAUCUGGGGCUUCGCCAUGAUCUUCUUCUGUAUCACCACGGUUACCUACGCAAUUGCCUAUUUCCUUCCCAUCAUCCUGCGCUUGGGCAUGGGAUACGGAGUCGGAGAAUCACAAUGUCUUGUCGCGCCACCAUACGGAUUUGCCGGAAUUGUGAUGUAUGCGACCGCGUGGGUUGGUGAUAAGUACCGUAUGCGGGCGCCGAUCAUUAUUUUCAACUCAUUGCUGGCGAUCAUCGGUCUUCCCAUGAUGGGUUUUGCGAAAAGCGACGCGGUUCGCUAUGUGGGCGUGUUUUUCACCGUCGCCGGUGCCAAUGCGAAUAUUCCUGCUUGCAUGGCGUACCAGGCCAACAAUGUGCGUGGACAAUGGACGCGUGCCUUCUCCAGUGCGACUCUGGUGGGUUUCGGUGGGCUGGGUGGAAUUGUCAGUAGUUUGGUUUUCCGAGAGCAGGACGCGCCCGGUUAUGAGCCCGGCAUGUAUGCCGCUAUCGCGUAUGUCCCCCCUUGCUGUACUCCUUUGCUGUGCAUGUUUGUGAUUUCGAUGCUGACCGACAUUAGAUGUAACUUGCUGAUCAUCGUCAUUGCACUGGCUCUCAGUCUUUGGUUCCGGAUUAGCAACAAGCAGGCGGAUCGCGGGGAGCGGGUUAUUGAGGGCGAUGCCGCUUUCCGAUAUACUAUUUAA